Molecule: messenger RNA, 975 nt
Organism: Scutellospora calospora
Lineage: Eukaryota; Fungi; Glomeromycota; Glomeromycetes; Diversisporales; Gigasporaceae
Source: the annotation of a GenBank genome assembly
AUGGGAAACGCGUUGGCACGUCGUCACAAAUCUGAUAAAAUAUAUUCAUCGGGAAAUAGUGAUAGUUCUUGUAAUUCUUCUCUAUCGGAAUUUACUUCUACCAAUAUUAAACUUAUAGGCGGAAGGCCUUUUAUUGAUGAUGAAGCAUCAGUAUAUAUUCUUCCUACUGAUUGGGAAGAAGCAGACAGGAUUCAAUUAGAACAUUUUGCAAUGAAACAUGCUUUUGAUGGUAAUUAUGCCGCACCACUUUCUGAAAUUAUAAAACCUGGAAGUAAAAUUUUAGAUAUUGGCUGUGGUUCUGGUCAUUGGAGCUUCGAAAUAGCUCAAGAAUUUCCAGAUGCAAAUGUUUAUGGAAUAGAUAUCUCACCAAAUUUUCCUGUUAGUAUAAAACCUAAAAAUUGUAAUUUCCAAAUUUGUAAUAUAGUCGAAGGUUUACCAUUUAAAGAUGAAGAAUUUGAUUAUGUUUUUAUGAGAUAUAUGGUUUUCGCUUUGAAGCAACAUCAAUGGUCUCAAAUAUUAAAUGAGAUAAAAAGAGUUUUAAAACAGGGUGGCAUUUUUGAAUGUGUGGAUCGAGAUAUACUUCCAUUAAGUGCGGGCAAAACUAUUACUGCAUUUGCUGAAAAAACUGAAGAUAUUCUAUUUAAACAAAAAGAAAUUGACGUUCGAUUCAUAAUAAAAGUUGAACCAAUACUUAAGGAAAUGGGAUUUCAAAAUGUAUCUUGUACUCGUAAGCAUAUACCUUAUGGAAAGUGGGGUGGCAAAAUUGGUGAAAUAUGGCGACUGAAUAGUAUAAAGAUGGCAGAAACUUUUAGAUUACAAAUGCCUGAAAUUUUAGGUAUUACUGUUGAAGAAUGGGAUAGUGUAUGUGCCAAGAUAAAUAAAGAACGUGAUGAAAACAAAGAAUGUGAUGUUCAUUAUAUUAUUUUGGCUACUAAAGAUAAAAAUAACAAUAUUAUAGCAAGAAAAAAAAUUUAA